GCGCAAGUCUACUAGUACAUCCCUGUUGCAGUCAAUGAAUGUACAGGGAUGCUGUAAAUGUACCAAUUUUCCGAACGUUAGUACGGCCGCCGAGAUGGAAAUCCUCACGAAUUCUCCUUUUAAUUGAUAUCAAAUCAAGUGAUAGUGAUGUGUACAUAUCCUAAUCGUGUACUGUGAUCUUUCAAAUUAACAAUAAUUAGCGCAAACGGAUACUUAAAGUAUAUAUAUUCCACUAUCGAUUUUUACGAUUCUUAUUUUCACAAAUAUUUUCGACUCCAUCUCGGCGGUGUAAUCCAUAUCAGAAGUCUUCCAAAUUUUUUAAAUAGUCCACAGUCUUCCCAAUGAAUAAAUUUUGUGAAUAAGCUAACUUAGAGUUCCAAAAUGUCUUCGCGCUUCGGUAGUAUGCGUAUACCACCAGUUAGUGCAGCCAUAAAUGUGGCAUGGCAGACUUUAAGGCAACAAAUGCCGGAAAAAUCGCCAACUCCUGCCCAACCGAACGAGAGAGUGCGUUUUGCACAAGUUAAUCACACCAGCACGUCGGAACAUCACGAGCUUAGCAAUAUAUCAACAAAUCAGUGGUCGCCGAGCGAAAAAUCACCAACGGAGAACACGUUCAAUCAGGGUUAUCAGUCGGGGGGUGAUGAGCCCAAGAAGCGGCAGUCUUUCUCAUCUUUAGAUAUUUCCGAAGACGACUUCGUGGAAGGUAAAAGUGACGUUAAGAUUAAUGAGUACCAAGCGGCCUGGAACGUCACCAAUGCGAUUCAGGGUAUGUUCAUCGUGUCGCUUCCCUUUGCCGUAUUGAGGGGAGGUUAUUGGGCCAUUGCAGCAAUGAUUGGAGUGGCCUACAUAUGCUGUUAUACUGGAAAAAUAUUGGUGGAGUGUUUGUACGAGUUUGACGUACAAACUGGUAAACAAAUUAGAGUUCGAGACUCAUAUGUAUCAAUUGCAAAGGAGUGCUUUGGGAAGAAGUACGGUGCAAAAGUGGUAAACGCGGCUCAAAUUAUAGAACUCCUGAUGACGUGCAUUCUUUACGUUGUGGUAUGCGGUGAUCUUAUGAUCGGCAGUUUUCCAAAUGGUGCGAUUGACACAAGAUCCUGGAUGAUGCUUAUUGGCAUUGUCUUGCUUCCUUUAGGGUUUCUAAAGUCACUCAAAAGCGUGAGUCUUUUGUCAUUCUGGUGUACAAUGUCGCACAUCCUCAUAAACGCGAUCAUAAUUGGCUAUUGCAUAUUGGAAAUAAGCGAUUGGGGCUGGAGUAUGGUGAGAUGGUCAGUCGACAUGGAAAAUUUUCCCAUUUGCCUUGGAGUAAUCGUAUUUUCCUACACCUCACAAAUAUUUUUACCUACUCUGGAGGGUAACAUGGAGGAUCCGUCGAAAUUUCAGUGGAUGCUGGAUUGGUCGCAUAUUUGGGCAGCUAUAUUUAAGUCGCUGUUUGGCUACAUUUGCUUUCUUACAUUUCAAAAUGACACCCAACAGGUGAUCACGAAUAAUUUGCAUUCGGCAGGAUUUAAAGGUUUUGUUAAUUUAUGUCUGGUAGUUAAAGCGCUUUUAAGCUACCCUCUUCCGUAUUACGCGGCUUGCGAACUUUUAGAACGCAUUUUAUUUAAAGGCCGCCCUAAAACCCCAUUCCCGACUAUCUGGGCGCUUGAUGGCGAGUUAAAGGUAUGGGGCUUGGCUUGGCGCGUUGGUGUUAUAGUUUUUACUAUACUAAUGGCUUGUUUCAUUCCGCAUUUUUCUAUUUUAAUGGGAUUUAUUGGUAGCUUUACGGGUACGAUGCUGAGUUUCAUUUGGCCCUGCUACUUUCAUUUGAAAUUAAAAAGAAACGGAAUGGAUUCACAAACUGUUAUAUUCGAUUAUUUCAUUAUAUGCCUCGGUGUACUUUUUGGUGUCAUUGGUAUGUACGAUUCGGGAAGCGCCUUGAUAAAGGCGUUCGAAAUUGGGCUGCCAUUUUAAAUGCUUCAAAUUAAACAGUUCCUUGUGAGUAAUUACAAAUAUAUGUGGUUCAAAUUUUAAUCGACCUUAUAUCAGUCGACAGUUAUAUGACUAUAAUGCUAAAGCAGUUGAUAAGUGGAAGAUGGGUCUCCAAUUAUGUCAUGAAUGUGCGUAACUCAAUUUAAAUUUUAAAGUAAACGAACGCAAAUGCGACAUUAAAAGAAUCUUCCCUGAAGAUAGCAUAUUUUUAUCUCAUUUAUCUAUUUAAUUAAUGUACAACUUUAAGGCUACAAUAUGUACAAAAAGUGAUUCAAAAAUAUUGUCUAAGUAGACGAUUUUACUAGGUAAAUGUUAUAACGAAGUCUUCCAUUAACAUUAAUGCCUUUGAACAAUUUUCCAAAACGUGUGGUCGUAAAAAUUAUGUCAAUAGCGGUGUCUUCCUUUAAAAGAAUCCUGUAAGUUUGUAAAUAUUAAUUUACUUAGAAUCGUAGACAUAUUAGGGACUAAUAACAAUAAAUUAAGUGGAGUUAAAAAGUCAAUAUCGAUUAUUAAGAUAAAAAAAUUGAUGUCUUCCAAUCUGCAUUGGCAGUAUGUGUAUAGAUUAUACGUGUAACCUUUUGUCUUCCAUAAAAAAUGUACCCAAAGCAGUGUAAUAUUAAAUGUAGUUGUGGAUAUUUAAAUGUAAAUGCUGUAUUGUUGUAUAUUACCUACACUGAUUAAGUAUAUCGUCAAGGUGCUUCAAUUAAGCAAUGUAUUGUUAGUCCUUGUUAAUCACUGUUAACAAAGAUUGGAUGCAGAGAUGCUUUCACUAGCCAGUAACACUUACCUAGCGGUAGGUACACAUAAGUCAUAUCACGUGGAACAUGCGUAGGGACACGAAUUGUAGAAAUCUCUGCCUCCAAUUGCGUCAUAACUUUAUUUAUUGCUGAUCAAUAGUAAAAAUAAAAGAGUUAAUGAA
Molecule: messenger RNA, 2887 nt
Organism: Photinus pyralis (common eastern firefly)
Lineage: Eukaryota; Metazoa; Arthropoda; Insecta; Coleoptera; Lampyridae
Gene: VGAT
Product: vesicular inhibitory amino acid transporter
Exons: 3
Coding region: 382-1950 (522 amino acids)
Biological process (GO): amino acid transmembrane transport
Cellular component (GO): vacuolar membrane
Molecular function (GO): amino acid transmembrane transporter activity
Source: RefSeq, a predicted model, not a curated record